Cyprinus carpio (common carp) is the source of this 5043-nucleotide messenger RNA. RefSeq names its product X-linked retinitis pigmentosa GTPase regulator-like (gene rpgrb). Lineage: Eukaryota; Metazoa; Chordata; Actinopteri; Cypriniformes; Cyprinidae. The record is from RefSeq and is a predicted model, not a curated record.
AGAAGAUGUAAAGCGGAAGGUUUCUGUCAUAUUAGAAACUUCUUGGUCACACUUCCUAGAGCCCUGCUCACAAAUAAGCUGAUUAGUCGGGGGAGAUGGCCGGAGAGACAGAAGAUGAGAUCCCUGAGUCUGGAGCGGUCUUCACUUUUGGAAAGAGUAAAUUCGCAGAUAAUGUCCCCAGUAAAUUCUGGUUAAAAAAUGAUGUACCUUUGAGAAUUUCCUGUGGAGAUGAGCACACAGCACUGGUGACAGAAAAUGGGAAACUGUUUAUGUUUGGCAGCAAUAACUGGGGACAGCUAGGCCUCGGAACAAAGACCACUGUGAAUAAACCCACUUGUGUGAAAGCUCUAAAAUCAGAGCGGGUGAAGCUUGCAGCCUGUGGAAGAACUCACACACUUGUUUAUACAUCCCGUGGUAACCUGUAUGCCUCUGGAGGGAAUAAUGAAGGACAGCUCGGCCUCGGUGACUGUGAUGACAGAACAUCCUUCCACCUGGUGGACUUCUUCAGCAAACAUGAACCAGUCAAAAUGCUCGCUGCUGGUUCCAAUACCUCUGCUGCUCUGACGCAGGAUGGCAGGCUCUAUAUGUGGGGCGAUAACUCGGAGGGACAGAUUGGAUUGGGGAAAGAGAGUAAUGCACUAAAUCCUCGGGAGGUUUCUGUGGGGAAACGAGUGUCCUGGGUGUCCUGUGGAUAUUAUCAUUCUGCCUUUGUUACUGUGGAUGGGGCCUUGUACACAUUUGGAGAGAAAGACAGUGGGAAGCUGGGCUUGUUCACGGAGAAGCUGGCCAGUCAUAAAGUGCCUCAACAGGUGACUGGCAUCUCUGAUAAGGUGGUGCAUGUAUCCUGUGGAGGAGGGCACACAGUGGCGCUUACGGAGCACGAGGUGUAUUCGUUUGGCCUGGGUCAGUUUGGACAGCUCGGCCAUGGCACUUUCAUAUUUGAGUCACGUUUACCCAGAGUGGUUGAGCAUUUCAGGAGGGGCAGAGUUAAACAUGUGGAGUGUGGAGAGAACCAUACAGCGCUGAUUACUGACAGUGGCCUUUUGUACACCUUUGGUGAUGGUCGACACGGAAAGCUGGGGCUGGGAGAAGAGAACUUCACCAACCAGUUCAAACCAACCCUGUGUCCAAGAUUCCUAGACAAGUAUUCUUUUUCUGUUACAUGUGGUUGACACAACAUUCUUUUGUCAAAAAAAACUACCCCAAAAGUCUCAGAAUAUUAUAUCAUAGAAGAAUAACACCACACAAAACAACAUUUAGAGAAGUCCUAUACUGAAUUACUGGGGGACACACACAAUCAGAGCACCCUGAACAGGAGUCUCUCUGCUCGGGUCAGACGCAGAGAACGGGAGCGUUCACCAGAUCAGUUUGGACAGAUGUUUCGAACACUUCCAGCCCUGGGCGGAAAUCAGCUGAGUGCAUCUUUAUCUGUUCCCAGCCAGAUCCAUCACUCCCAUAGUAAACAACCAGGAAAGAUCCCUCACAACAGCCUCAAAAUUCCUGGAAAGAGAGAGAAGUCCCUCGAUGACAGAAGCAGUGUGGAGGAUAGUGAGAGUGUAAAAGACCUCGGAGAAACCACUGACUUAUUAAACCUGACUCACAUAAUGAAGAUGGACCCUAGUGAUAAGACCCUCACAUUGUCUCUUAUGGAGAAGAAGAAAGUUAAGGUUGUAAAAGAGCACGGUAAGGAGAAGGGGAAGCCAAGAGAUGACUCUGCCCUUUGUAGAAAGAGGGCUGAGCUUUUAGCUCGCAAAGCUCUUCCAACUGAGUUACUUAGAAGCUCAAGUAGUAGCUCAGUAGUCGGGGACAGUCUUGGGUCAGGGACCCCCCACAAGAGCCCUAAGAGACAUGGUCAGGAUAAGGAAAAUGUGCUUAUUGCUCUGGAGGAAAGAAGGCCUGCACAUCACCAAGCUGCUAGAAGUAACAUUAGAAUGGGGACGGACAUAAGCAGAGCUGGAUCCAAAUCCUUCCAGCCCAAACACAAACAGCUGAUAAAGUCAAGGGAGAGAGUCCCAGGAAAAGACUCUGGGAAUAAAGUACAGAUGCUUGAGAAGGAACAUUCAAAGGUAAAGGCUGAAAGCAAGAAGGUUGCUCACAAAUCAAAAGGAAGUACAAAACCAAACCAAGAAGGUAAAACAAGACCCAAAGAUUGUCCAUUGGAAGUCAGUAGCCAGUCUCAAAAGGUUGUGGAGAAAGAAAAAGAAAAAAAAAUGAAACCCAUAAUUGUUGCUGAGCAAUAUCUUGAACAGACCAUGCAUAAGGACCAAGACCCAACAGGUAAGAAGAUCUCAAAAGAGAUUUUACCAAAAGCUCAGAGGCUGAAACCUGAAAUGAAUGCUGCUGAGACAGAAAACAAAAGUUUAGUCCCACAGAGCAAAAAGUCAGAUUCAAAAAAAGACUCAAAAAGUAAAAAGACAACACAAGAGAUCUCCACUACUUCACUUUCCUCUUGCCAAGAAGACAUUUCUACAAAAAAGACUAAGAAAUCAAAAGCAGAACAAAGCCAAUUGCUAGUAGAGGACACAAGGAAGGGGCCUACCAUUGUCUCAGAAGCUGCCUUCAAAUCAGGAUCAGUGUCAGAAUCUGAGCAAAUGAAGGAAAAUCCUCUCACCAAGGUGACCUCUUUUCUCCAAGAUGUGAGAAUGGAAAGUCCUGCUCGUUUACUUGGAGAAACAGCAGUCAGUCAGUUCCUUUCCCAGUCCACACUCCAAAAGAUGCCAAAACCUCCUUCAAAACAGAGAACUCUGUCUGAUGUUUCGUCCCUGAGUGAGUCUUUUGAGGUUUCAGAACAAGAGGAGACAAGAGAGGCCAAAAAGACAGCCGUCACCAUCAACGUUAUGGCAGAACCAGAAACUUCAGAUGGAGACUUGGAAAGAACCAGCACUGAGUCCAAAACCGAGGUUCAUUCUGUAGUGGGAACAUAUAGAAGAAGUGAGGAGGAAAGAGGAGAGGAAUCAGAUGAAGCGGAAGAGGGGAAAAGCGAGGGAUUGCGGAACAGAAGGAAUGAGAGUGAGGAAGUGGAUGACCAAGAAGAGGAAAGUGAAAGCAAGACCCUACCAAAUGAUGAUGCGGUUGAUGAUGAUACAAUGACUAAAGUUUCUAGUGAGGAAGAGGAAAAUGUGGAAGAGGAGGAGAAACGUGAAAGUGAGGCAACUGAGAACAUAGCGAGUGAGGCUGAGGAAGAGGAAAGUCAUGGAAUAGAAGACGAGGAAGAAGAAACAAGUGAGAUAAGUAGAAAAAGUGAGGAAGAGAGUGGAAAAGAUAAAGAUGAAAGUAAAACAAGUGAAAAGGAGGAGAGUGGAGAAGAUGAGGAUGAAAGUAAAACAAGUGAAGAGGAGGAGAGUGGAGAAGAUGAGGAUGAAAGUAAAACAAGUGAAGAGGAGGAGAGUGGAGAAGAUGAGGAUGAAAAUAAAACAAGUGAAGAGGAGGAGAGUGGAGAAGAUGAGGAUGAAAAGGAGGAGAGUGGAGAAGAUGAGGAUGAAAGUAAAACAAGUGAAGAGGAGGAGAGUGGAGAGGAUGAGGAUGAAAGUAAAACAAGUGAAGAGGAGGAGAAGGAGGAGAGUGGAGAAGAUGAGGAUGAAAAUAAAACAAGUGAAGAGGAGGAGAGUGGAGAGGAUGAAAGUAAAACAAGUGAAGAGGAGGAGAGUGGAGAAGAUGAAAAAGUUAAAACAAGUGAAGAGGAGGAGAGUGGAGAAGAUGAGGAUGAAAAUAAAACAAGUGAAGAGGAGGAGAGUGGAGAAGAAUCGGAGGGAAAGCUAGAGAGCAGAAGUGACAGAUCAGAGGAAGAGUCAGAUGAAGAAGAAGAGGAUGAGGAGUCAAAGGAGAAAGAUAGUGAGCAUGAGGAAGAAAGUGAAGUGGAAGGUGACAGUGAGGCAGAGGAGGAUGAAGAUGGUGAAAAGACUAGCAAAGAAGAGGAGGAAGAUUCAGAAAAGCAGGAGAGUGAGACUGAAGGUGAUGAAGAUGAAGGGGAGAGUGAAAGUAAAACAAAAGAGAAGGAAAUAAAGAAAAAUAAAAAAAAGGAUAAAGAAAGUGAGGAAGAUAAAGAAGAGAAUGAAGAAGAUAAAGAGGAGAAUGAGGAGAGCGAGGGAGAUAAAGAGGAUGAGGAGGAAGGUGAAAGUGGCGAAGAUGAAGCAAUGAGUGAGAAUGAUGAAGAAGAGGAAGAAGAAGAGAGUGAAAAUGAAGAGGAAGAAGAACAGGACAAUAAAGACAAAGAGGAAGAAGAAAAUGAAGAAGAAGAAGAGUCUGAAGAAAGAGAGGAGACAGAAAAAGCAGAUGAUGAGGAGGGAGAAGAGAAAGACAGUCAAGAAGAAGAGGAAGAGGAGGAAAAAAAGGCCAAAAGAAAACUUGAAAAAGCCUCCAAAUCCACCAAACCAAAGUCAAGUGUGAAAACAUCAAAACAGCUGUCAAAACCCAAACGGGCUCGAGCACAAGACGAUCAGUCAGAUGAUGAGUCCCAUGAGUCUAAGCAGUUUUGGGAUGAUGUUUUACCUCAGUACCUCAGUCUAAAAUAAUUCAGCAACCUUAAGCUCUAUCUGCUUUUCCCUGAGAUUAUGAGCUUGCUGGUUCAUACUUGCCUUUUAUGUUCUUUCUUGCGGUUUCCUUUUUUUGAUGUUUAUUUUCCAUUUCUUUUUUUAUUUCACCAUUAUUAUUCUUGCAGUUCCACUCAUGGCAAUCUUACUAAAUGUAUUGCUUCACAUUUUUAAUUUUAUUUAUUUAUUUUACAAAAUGAUGUUUUCAUAAGUACUUGUACGCCCAUGCAGUAGUGAAGACCUCAUCAUGUGCCUUGGACAGCCAUGUUCAUUUACUAACAAAUGUGCUUGAUUUGCCAGUGACCUUGAAUCAACCCGAUCAAUGACUUUAAAUUCUUAAAAAUGCUAAAUUAUGUAUUAUGUAUACAAUUUUGUAUUUUUAAGAAUUUAAAGAUGCCUUUAAGUCCAAUGCCUAACCAAAUUAAAAUGUAAAAUAAAACGGCAGCUCAUAAUCUUUGAGUGGAAGAAAAUAAAUAAAAAAAAAAAAAAAAAAGGCAAAUUGAGCCCAAAAUUC